CUCCAGAGAGUCCAUUGCCAUUGCGACGUCGUCCACGCCCCAUGGGUCCGAAACACUCAUAAUAUCAUCGCAAAAUUAUGCUACAACCGCGGGCGUGCCAUUUUCGGCCUUCCCGCCUUGGGAACGCCCUCCUCGCCUUCCGAACAUAUGCCACAGCAGUCGACCAUGUCCCUCCACCAGCAUUUGAACCCGCUGUCGCCGUCGCUGUCGAAAAUGCCCAAUUGCUCUCUUCUCAAGGCUCAAGAAGAGAUCAAUUCAUUCCGCUAAGGACGUACAAGCCACGCACUCCUGGUCUACGUCAUUUGAAACGCCCCGUUAACGAUCAUUUGUGGAAAGGCGGUCCCUAUCGACCAUUGACAAUUGCGAAGAAGGGACAGCAUCUGGGUGGACGAAACAGUAGUGGCCAGGUCACAGUUAGACAUCGUGGAGGAGGCCACAAGAGGAGGGUCAGGAUAGUCGAUUACAAGCGUUACCUGCCUGGCAAGCACAUUGUCGAAAGAAUCGAAUAUGACCCCAACCGAAGUGCCCAUCUGGCGCUCCUCACCCGAGUCGAAACUGGCGAAAGAUCAUACAUCAUUGCUGCGGAUGGUAUGAGGGCUGGUGACGAGAUUCAGAGCUACAGGACCGGCAUUCCAAAAGAGAUGGUUGACAGUAUGGGUGGUGUGCUUGAUCCCGGUAUGCUUGCCGCGAAGACUGCCAACCGUGGCAACUGCCUUCCCAUCCACAUGGUACCUUUAGGCACACAGGUGUACAAUGUUGGCUCUAAGACACAGGGUGGUGGCGUGUUCUGCCGAAGUGCAGGAACAUAUGCUCUUGUUGUUAGCAGAGAGGAGGUGGAGCAACCAAACAAGACGGUGGUCAAGAGCGUGGUCGUACGACUACAGAGUGGAGAAGUCCGAAGGGUUAGCCCAGAUGCGUGUUGCACCAUCGGAGUUGCGAGCAAUCCUCAGGCCCAUUUUGCAUCUCUUGGAAAGGCUGGACGUUCACGAUGGCUCGGAAGGCGACCGGAGGUUCGUGGUCUUGCAAUGAACGCCGCCGAUCAUCCUCACGGUGGUGGACGAGGUAAAUCAAAGGGUAACGUGCAUCCUGUCAGUCCUUGGGGCACACCGGCCAAAGGAGGUUACAAAACGAGACAUAAGAGGAACAAACACACUUUCCUCGUACAGGACCGCCCAAGGAACCAAGGCAAGCGGAAACCUAAAUAGUCCAUGGGUUCGGCAAAGGUUGAGUUGGGGGCAUCUUGUAUCUAUAGAAUCCUUCAUAUCUGGACGAUGUACAAUACCUCCGCAUUUACGGUAGCGCUAACAUCGCUGUUGGCAUGUUAUAAAUUCAUGUAUUCAACGAGAAAGCCAUGGGCCAUGGGUCCGCAUUGCCUUAUACCUGUACACCACACCACCCUUGGACCAGAUGCUAUCGACGUCCUCUUCUAAAUGCGAGUACUCCGUAUAAUGGAAGACAGAAGGAUUUAUGUUGCACGGGGUUCGCAGGCUAUGCAGCUCACCCGUGCAGU
Messenger RNA from Aaosphaeria arxii CBS 175.79, 1510 nucleotides. RefSeq names its product ribosomal protein L2. Bases 78 to 1205 code for a protein of 375 amino acids. Gene Ontology annotation, biological process: cytoplasmic translation. NCBI's taxonomy places the organism in Eukaryota, Fungi, Ascomycota, Dothideomycetes, Pleosporales. The transcript has 3 exons. Gene Ontology annotation, molecular function: RNA binding; structural constituent of ribosome; transferase activity. The record is from RefSeq and is a predicted model, not a curated record. Gene Ontology annotation, cellular component: large ribosomal subunit; ribosome.